Molecule: messenger RNA, 480 nt
Organism: Nicotiana tabacum (common tobacco)
Lineage: Eukaryota; Viridiplantae; Streptophyta; Magnoliopsida; Solanales; Solanaceae
Product: trypsin inhibitor 1-like
Biological process (GO): response to wounding
Molecular function (GO): serine-type endopeptidase inhibitor activity
Source: RefSeq, a predicted model, not a curated record
UCCCCAGAAAACCAAAUGAAUCUAACACAUCAAACCAAGGAAAAUUAGACAAAAUUAAAGACAAUGGCCAAGUUAGCUCUCGUGGUUGCUUUCUUGCUUCUUGCAUCACUUUUUCAACCUCUCACGGCUCAGUCCAGUUGCCCAGGAGUGAAAAAGGAGACAUGGCCAGAACUUAUUGGGGUACCAGCUAAGUUUGCAAGGGAAAUAAUUCAGAAGGAAAAUCCAAAACUAACUAAUGUUCCAAGUCUACUGAAUGGUUCUCCAGUGACAAAAGAUCUUAGAUGUAAUCGAGUUCGUCUUUUUGUUAAUGUGUUGGACAUUGUUGUACAACUUCCCCGGGUUGGUUAGGGAAAAAAAUUUACCCGCGCCAGGUGUUUAACUAGCCCCAAGAAAAUAAAUUGGAGCCUUAUAAUUAAUGCUCCAUAUGUAAUCAAAACUAUUUGGUGAUAAAUUAAGUGUGGCUUUUAAUUUUAAUGUUAA